AAAAUUCUUGGUAGUAAGCUGACAUACUUUAAUAUUUUUCUCUGUUCUUCCGAUAAAAUUUCCGUCAUCAGAAAAACCCUAUUUCUGCCUAGACGUCAUCGGAAAAAUCCUAGUUCUCAUCGGUACCGGCGCUAAUCAGAUAUAAUUAGCGAUGGACUCUGUGAAGCGUAAAUCUAGGAAGGAGGAGACGAUGAGGAGCCAUCGUCUGCGUGAUAAGCGGGAGAAGACCGGCCAUGGAAGCUGCUGUUCUGGUAGAGAGAAAGAAGGAGAAAGAGAAGCUGAGGGAUAGAAGGAACCGGGAUGAUGAAGGAGAAAGGAGCAAGGGCAGGAAGAGAGAACGAGAAGGUAUAGUGGAGAGAAGAGACGAAGAUUUGGGGAAGAAGGGGCGUGAGAGGAAGAGACGUAGGGAGAGGGAGAGAUAUAGCAGCAAUGAUAAUUGUGAAGAUGAGGAUGACCACAUGGAGAGAACAUGUGUGCAGAGCAGUAAAGAAAAGAAAUCCCGAGAGGAGGAAUUAGAGGAUAAACAGAAAAAAUUGGAUGAAGAAAUGGAGAAGAGGAGAAGACGAGUACAGGAGUGGCAAGAGCUGAAGAGAAGAAAAGAAGAAGCUAAGAAAGAAAAAUACGGGGAAGUAUUAAAUAAUGAUGAACCCCAGACAGGCAAAACUUGGACUCUUGAAGGAGAAUCUGAUGAUGAAGAAGCUGGAACUUCAAUUAGUCCUAAUGAUUCUAUUGAGGAUGACGAUAUUAUUGAUUCAUUAGAUGCUUACAUAAAGUCCAUCUUACCAGAAGUCGAGAAGCUAAGUAAUGGAAUGAAGCUGAAGAAAGGCUCUGAGAAAUCACUGGGGAGAAUAAUUGCUGGUGAGGAUUCUGAUUCUGAUUCAGAGUCAGAUAAUGGUAACACUGAAAAUAGUGAAAGCAACUUAGUUGAGGAAGAUGAUGAUGAAGCCAUAAAGAGGGUCAAGAAAACAAAACUUGAAAAGCUGUCUGUUGUUGAUCACUCAAAGAUUGAUUAUAGACCAUUUCGUAAAAAUUUCUAUAAAGAAAUGAAGGCGAUAUCAAGGAUGACUUCUGAAGAGGUUGCUACUUAUAGAAAAGAGUUAGAGUUGAAAGUACAUGGCAAAGAUGUUCCAAAUCCAGUUAAAACAUGGAACCAACUUGGAUUGAUAACUAAGAUUUUGAAGACAAUUAAGAAACUUAAUUAUGAGAAGCCUAUGGCAGUUCAAACUCAGGCACUGCCAAUUAUAAUGAGUGGGAGAGACUGCAUAGGGAUUGCAAAGACUGGCUCUGGAAAAACCCUCGCUUUUGUGAUUCCAAUGCUGAGGCAUAUCUUUAACCAGCCACCUGUGGAAGAUGGAGAUGGGCCGAUUGGACUUAUAAUGGCACCAACCAGAGAGCUUGUUCAACAGAUACAUAGUGACAUAAGGAAGUUUGCCAAGGCGCUGGGAAUUAGAUGUGUACCAGUGUAUGGAGGUUCUGGUGUUGCUCAACAGAUCAGUGAUUUAAAGCGGGGAACUGAGAUUGUUGUCUGUACCCCAGGUAGGAUGAUAGACAUACUAUGCACUAGUGGGGGAAAAAUUACAAAUCUCCGAAGAGUGUCAUAUCUUGUUAUGGACGAAGCUGAUCGCAUGUUUGAUAUGGGUUUUGAACCUCAAAUCACCAGAAUUGUACAAAAUAUUCGACCGGAUCGUCAAACUGUACUCUUUUCUGCAACUUUCCCUCGGCAGGUUGAGAUUUUGGCUCGUAAAGUAUUGAACAAGCCUGUGGAAUUCCAGGUUGGUGGGAGGAGCGUUGUGAACAAGGACAUUACCCAGUUGGUUGAGUUAAGGCCAGAAACUAAAAGGUUCUCGAGACUGUUAGAGCUACUUAAAGAGUGGUCUGUGAAGGGUAAGAUUUUGAUAUUCGCUCAGACGCAGGAGAAAUGCAAUUUGCUACAUAGGGAUUUAAUAAAGCAUGGCUUUAAAUGCCUUCUUUUUCAUGGUGCUAGGGAUCAAAUGGAUCGUGAGUCAGCAAUUUCCGACUUUAAGAUGAACGUCUGCAAUGUGAUGACUGCCACGAGUGUUGCUGCCCGAGGUUUGGAUGUGAAGGAGCUUGAACUGGUGAUUAACUUUGAUGUUCCAAACCACUACGAGGAUUAUGUUCAUCGUGUUGGUCGAACAGGGCGAGCUGGUCGAAAAGGUUGUGCAAUCACUUUUAUUUCUGAGGACGAUGCAAGAUAUGCGCCAGAUCUUGUAAAAGCAUUACAACUCUCUGAGCAAGUUAUUCCGCAAGACCUGAAAGCUCUUGCUGAUGGUUUUAUGGCAAAAGUGAAUCAGGGGCUUGAGCAAGCCCAUGGAACCGGUUAUGGUGGAAGUGGUUUUAAAUUCAAUGAAGAGGAGGAUGAUAAGAUAAUAGCAGCAAGGAGAGCACAACUAAAGGAAUAUGGCUAUGACGAAGAGAAGCCCGAUUCAGAAGAUGAAGAUGACGGUGUGGUCCGUAAGACAGAUGGUGGUGAUGUUUCACGGCAUAAUAAUAAUGCCCUUGCUUCUUCUGCUUCCAUAGCAACACCAACAACCCCUAAUAUCACACCUGGAGCUGAAGCUAAGGCACUUGCUGCUUCCAUCAACUUACAUCAUAACAUUGCAAAGAUUUUUGCUGAUGCCAUGCCUGAACGUUAUGAAGCAGAGGUCGAGAUUAAUAAUUUCCCACAAAAUGCUCGGUGGAAGGUUACCCGCAAGGAAACAUUGGGCCCGAUUUCUGAAUGGACUGGUGCUUCCAUCACUACCAGGGGACAGUUCUUCCCGCCAGGUCAUAUUCCAGCUUCAGGGGAUCGAAAGCUGUACUUGUUCAUCGAGGGCCCUAGUGAAACGUCUGUUAAGAGAGCUAAAACAGAGCUUAAAUGUGUUUUGGAAGACAUCACGAACCAGGCAUUAUCAAUUCCUGGAAAAUACUCACUAUAAGUGUAAGUUAUGCCGCUGUUUCUGUACAGAACAUGAUCAGUAGUUUUAGUGGGUUUCUCUUACAUUGUAUGCAAAUAUUUGAUGCCCUUAACUUUUUAUUGGUUUGAAUAUUUGCAUCACUUCUUCCGAAUGCUUUUGGGUUGCUUAUUUUUAUGCGUUGUUAGAGCUAUUUAAUUGUUUGUUUUUGCUUGUUAGUUAAUUAUCUUGUCAAUUUUUUUCUAUCUUCCCCUUUUAAUUUCUUUCUUUUUCCUGCCUUUUAUGUCGUUUACCGUUUCUCCAAUGGGUACCGAGGGAUGAUUUUGGGUUAUGCUCGCAUGUCCAAUAAACUUUCUGUUUAAGUAACUGUUGAAAAGACGGGCGAUCUGAUGAGGGUGGAAAAGUGUUGCAGAAGAUAUACAUUUUACGUUUCAAAGAAGGCGCUUGGGUUUGCACCAUAACAGUAAAAUGAAAUCAUUGUUGGAGUCUUACCUAAUCAGCUUGAAUGUUUCCUUCUUGCCAAAAGUUACAACUAUAUAUUUCAACUGUUUAUGAAAAAUUUGGCAUAACAUUUCAGUCUGUAUUUUAAGGGUCUGAAAUUGGUCAUGCUUUGGGCAAGAAAUACCACAUAUUUGUGACUGUGAGGUCUCUUGUUCUGGGUGUGUAUGUAGCUUUGUGAUUAUGGGGCUGUGCAUUAGUACAAAACAAGUCAACAAUUCACACCAUGGUUCCAUUUUGUUGCCAAAGAUGAGGUGGACAUCAGCCAAUCAAGUAGCAAGGUCUCGUCCGCAACAGAGCCUCCAGCUGUCCAUACAAAUG
This is a messenger RNA of Mercurialis annua (annual mercury), 3731 nucleotides long. RefSeq names its product DEAD-box ATP-dependent RNA helicase 42-like. Gene Ontology annotation, cellular component: nucleus. The coding region runs from base 234 to 2936 and encodes 900 amino acids. Gene Ontology annotation, biological process: mRNA splicing, via spliceosome. The record is from RefSeq and is a predicted model, not a curated record. Gene Ontology annotation, molecular function: RNA helicase activity; ATP binding; nucleic acid binding. Lineage: Eukaryota; Viridiplantae; Streptophyta; Magnoliopsida; Malpighiales; Euphorbiaceae. The transcript is spliced from 7 exons.